UCACAGAAAACCUGUGCACGUCGGUUGAUACAUCCCAUAUUUGAAAUUCUGCCACAUGUGACGUGUUGGUCUCCACAAGACAGUUUGCAGAUCCUGACUAACACCAGUAGACCUGAUGAUUAUGAGGAGAAUGACCUGCUGUUUGAUAUGGAGGAGUUUGAGAGUGUCGUAUAUCAGCGACCGUUCCAGUAUUUGUUCCGACAGAAAAGUAAAGCGAGUCUGAGUGAUAUUGAUCCUUUGACACCACAGGGAGACCCAGUGCAGUGUCUUGAGACACUUCUCAGACACUGUGGGGUACCAGACCCCUCGUGGGCAGAGCUCCAUCACUUUGUGUGGUUCCUGAACACUCAGCUGUGUGACUUUGAGAGAUCAGUUUUCUGCUCUCAAGAACUCCAAGAUGAUCUUCCCGGCUUCUCACUGUUUGUUCUCAAAUUUCUCAUUCAGAUGUCACGGGACUUUGCCACUCGGUCUCUGAACAUGAGUGAGGAAACGCCAAUUGGAGAUGCAGAACGAAUCAAACUCGAGGAAGGGCUAAUACAACAUGAAGAAAAAAUGGAACUUGAGGUGGAACAAAUGGAACCAGAUGAUGAACCAGAUGCCAAAUAUUCUGAUUGCCUAAUAAAAUUGUACAAAGCCAGCAGUAGGAAGAUUGAGAAUGACAAGAAAACAAAUACAGAUGGAUUUUCACAUGGAAUUGCUCUGGUUGAACUUAUAGAAUACAUAAAAGAGAUGAAUUUUGCUGAAAAUUCAGUUGCUCAUUUGCUGAUCUUGGAGAUGGAACGUUUAGAGAAGCUCUACAGUGUAAUAGCACCAGGAUUUGACUAUUACUAUGACCCAGAUCCAACAUAUGAACUGACUACAGACAAUGCCAAAAAAAUUCUGGCUAUCUUCAUGAGAUUCAGAUGUAACAUCCCUGUGUUAAUCAUGGGUGAAACAGGAUGUGGGAAAACUAGACUGGUCAAGUUCCUGUGUUCCCUUCAGCGUCCUCCUGGAAUUGAGGUUGAAAACAUGGUCAUCAUGAAGAUCCAUGGUGGUAUCACAGCUGAUGAUAUUAUCAAGAAAGUUCACAAAGCAGAACGGCUUGCUCAAGCCAAUGCAAAGAUCAAUGCACACAUGUACACCGUUCUGUUCUUUGACGAGGCCAACACAACAGAGUCGAUUGGUCUGAUCAAGGAAAUCAUGUGUGAUGGGACGAUGGAUGGUCAACCAUUACAGCUGUCUGACAAACUUAAGAUAGUGGCUGCAUGUAAUCCGUACAGGAAACAUUCUGAUGAGUUGAUACAAAGACUUGAAAAAGCUGGUCUUGGUUACCAUGUUGAUGCAGAAAAAACAACAGACAAGCUUGGUCGUGUUCCAAUGCGUCGACUUGUUUACCGGGUCCAGCCAUUGCCACAGAGCAUGCUGCCACUAGUCUGGGAUUUUGGACAACUGAACACGACGGUGGAAGAGCUGUACAUCAGACAAAUGGUCAACCAUUAUGUUAACAGUGGCAUAUUACCACAAGUGUUGAAGCUUGUUGACGUUAUCAGCUCAGUCUUGAUACAGUCACAAAGUUUUAUGAGGAAACAAAAGGAUGAGGCCAGUUUUGUGAGUCUGCGAGAUGUUGAACGAGUCCUGAAGGUUAUGUCUUGGUUUUACGAACAAUCUCAGGACAACCGAACUCUGUUUAACAUUAUGGAACAUGAGAAAAUACAGCAGGAUGAAGAAAGUGAGAUUUUUUAUGAUGUGUCGGAGGAGGUAGAGGAGAUAUGUGAAAGGUGGCCAGAUGAUUUGACCAAGUCACUAAUUUUGGCUCUUGGUGUCUGUUACCGAGCUUCUCUGAGAAGUAGAAAUGACUAUGAUUCCCAUGUAACACAGUUUUUCCAAAACCCAUGCAGUCUUCCUGGUGGAGUGAAACAAUUUGUUGAUGUCAUCACAAGAUGUCAAGAUGUUUUCCUUGAAAAUGUCCAACUGGAGGAGAACAUAGCAAGAAACCAGGCUCUGAAGGAAAAUCUCUUCAUGAUGAUCAUCUGCAUAGAGUUACGCAUUCCCCUGUUUCUUGUGGGAAAGCCUGGCAGCUCUAAAUCCCUGGCCAAGACCAUCGUUUCUGAUGCAAUGCAAGGCAAUGUGGCCAGAGAAGAACUCUUUAAACAGUUGAAGCAAGAUCUUCAAGAUGCCUUCAUAGUCAUGGUCACAAGAAAGGACAAGGCAACACCAAUUCUGUCAAUUUGA
Molecule: messenger RNA, 2211 nt
Organism: Gigantopelta aegis
Lineage: Eukaryota; Metazoa; Mollusca; Gastropoda; Neomphalida; Peltospiridae
Product: E3 ubiquitin-protein ligase rnf213-alpha-like
Exons: 15
Coding region: 148-2211 (687 amino acids)
Molecular function (GO): ATP hydrolysis activity; ubiquitin-protein transferase activity; ATP binding
Source: RefSeq, a predicted model, not a curated record